AUGAGUUUUCACUUUCACGGGAUUCGAGUAUUAACAAAAUUUUUAUUGACGCAGAUAAGGUCAAACAACUGCAACUUAAAACGAGAAUUUCGCACAAGUUUUUGUCGAUUUGCACAACAAUCCAACUGGGGAUCUAAUAAGAAAUUUCGAGCCGUGAAAUUGAACUUUUCUCUCGACAUGACUGAUCCGAAAAUAGAAGAGGUUUUAGCACCGCUAAGAGCUAAUGUCAAAGAACAGGGAGACUUGGUCCGCAAGCUAAAAUCCGAUGGCGCGCCCGAACUGGACGUCAAAAAAGCAGUAGCAGAAUUGAAGCUCCGUAAAAAGCUCCUCGAAGAAAAAGAAUUAUCCCUCGCAUCAGACGCGCACACCUUCGACCGGGCUCGUAUGGAAGACCUCUUAAAGCGGCGCUUCUUCUACGACCAAUCAUUCGCGAUCUACGGAGGGAUCACGGGUCAAUACGACUUCGGUCCAAUGGGCUGUGCCUUUAAAUCAAACCUGCUCUCCUUCUGGCGCAGUUUCUUCGUGCAGAAAGAAAAAAUGCUUGAAGUGGAAGGCUCCAUCCUGACCCUUGAGCCAGUGUUGAAAGCCUCCGGCCACGUGGACAGAUUCGCCGACCUGAUGGUAAAAGACACAAAGAACGGCGAGUGUUUCCGCCUGGACCACCUGAUCAAAGCCCACCUUGAAAAAGUCGCCGCCGACAAGAAGACUUCCGAAGAAACCCGAGCAGAGUGUCAGGACAUCGUCGUGAAACUCGACGGAAUGACCAAAGAAGAGAUGGCAGCUGUGGUUAAAAAAUUUGAAAUGAAAUCACCGAUUACCGGAAACGACCUGACCGAGCCAAUAGACUUCAAUUUAAUGUUCGGAGUCCAGAUCGGGCCUUCCGGGGCAAUCAAAGGCUUCUUAAGACCGGAAACUGCCCAAGGAAUUUUUGUAAAUUUUAAGCGGUUGCUAGAAUUUAAUCAAGAAAAGCUUCCGUUCGCUGCCGCGCAAAUCGGGAAGGCUUUCCGUAACGAGAUUUCUCCUCGGUCCGGAUUAAUUAGAGUCCGAGAAUUUACAAUGGCUGAAAUUGAGCACUUUUGCGAUCCUAAGGACAAAUCUCACCCUAAAUUUGCCGCUAUAAAAGACACUGAAUUAAUUCUUUACUCCGCUUGCAACCAAAUGGACGGAAAAAGCGCCGAAAUUCGGACAAUAGGCAGCGCUGUUGCCUCUGGCCUUGUAGCAAAUGAAACUCUGGGGUAUUUCUUAGCAAGGAUCCAACAAUUUUUAGUAAAAGUCGGAGUCGACCCGAAAAAACUGAGAUUCCGUCAGCAUAUGAGCAACGAAAUGGCUCAUUACGCUUGCGAUUGUUGGGACGCUGAGUGUCUGACCUCUUACGGGUGGAUUGAAUGCGUCGGGUGCGCUGAUAGGUCUGCCUACGACCUGACUCAACACACCAGAGCCACCGGAGUCAAGUUGGUCGCUGAGAAAAAAUUGCCGGAGCCCAAAACGAUUGAUAUCUGCGAAGCUACUCCCAAUAGAGGGAUCAUUGGGAAGACACUGAGGAACAAAGCUAAGGAAGUCCUUGAAUUCAUUGGGAGCUUGGAGGAAGAGCAGCUGGAGCGACUGGAGAAUACUCUGGAGACUGAGGGUAAGUACGAGGUCACACUGGCUGAUGGCAGCAGUGUCUGGGUCACCAAAGAGAUGAUUUCGGUGAAAAGGUACCAGAAGAUUGUGCAUGUAGAGGAAAUCACUCCGAGUGUUAUUGAACCCUCUUUUGGGAUCGGGAGGAUUAUGUACGCGAUCUUUGAGCAGAAUUUUAAAAAGAGGGAGGGAGAUGAGCAGAGGAACUAUAUUAGCUUGCCGCCAGUUGUUGCUCCGCUUAAGUGCUCCGUUUUGCCGCUGAGUGGAAACGCGGAGUUUGUGCCUUUUGUUAAUAAACUGGCUGAUGGGUUGGAUGAGGUUGAGGUAUCUUAUAAGGUUGAUGACUCUUCCGGGAGCAUUGGGAGGAGGUAUGCUCGCACUGAUGAGAUUGCUAUUCCUUUUGGGAUCACUAUUGAUUUUGAUACGUUGAAGACUCCGCAUACUGCGACGCUGAGGGAGCGCGAUAGUAUGCAGCAGUUGAGGAUUCCGCUGGAUGAGCUUCCCGGGGUUGUUAGAGAUCUUGCUAAUGGAAAGACUACUUGGAAAGAGGCUCAAGAGAAGUAUCCUAAGUUUGAACAGCAGGAAUCGAAUGAAGCUUGA
Molecule: messenger RNA, 2220 nt
Organism: Cotesia congregata
Lineage: Eukaryota; Metazoa; Arthropoda; Insecta; Hymenoptera; Braconidae
Source: the annotation of a GenBank genome assembly